UUUUUUGCGAGACGGAUCCUCUUGCAACUCGACCUCGCAACUCCUCAACCCGGCCAAAGCUGAGCGAUUCUCUCUUUCUCUCUCCUCCCAAGACAACCUUCAAUUACAAAUCGAUUCUCAGCUAAGUCGUCAUCCCACAUCAAACAGUCAAGAUGGCCGUCCCGGGUUCUCAGAUUUCUAAGCGCAGAAAGUUCGUCGCUGAUGGUGUCUUCUACGCCGAGCUGAACGAGUUCUUCCAGCGCGAGCUCGCCGAGGAGGGCUACUCGGGCGUCGAGGUGCGCGUGACCCCCACCGUCACCGACAUCAUCAUCCGCGCGACGCACACCCAGGAGGUCCUCGGCGAGCAGGGCCGCCGCAUCCGCGAGCUCACCUCUCUCAUCCAGAAGCGCUUCAAGUUCCCCGAGAACUCGGUCUCGCUCUACGCCGCCAAGGUCCAGAACCGCGGCCUGUCCGCCGUCGCCCAGUGCGAGUCCCUCCGCUACAAGCUCCUCAACGGCCUCGCCGUCCGCCGCGCCUGCUACGGCGUCCUGCGCUUCAUCAUGGAGAGCGGCGCCAAGGGCUGCGAGGUCGUCGUCUCCGGUAAGCUCCGCGCCGCCCGCGCCAAGUCCAUGAAGUUCACCGACGGCUUCAUGAUCCACUCCGGCCAGCCCGCCCGCGACUUCAUCGACAGCGCCACCCGCCACGUCCUCCUCCGCCAGGGUGUCCUCGGAAUCAAGGUCAAGAUCAUGCGCGGCUCCGACCCCGAGGGCAAGGCCGGCCCCUCCAAGUCCCUCCCCGACGCCGUCACCAUCAUCGAGCCCAAGGAGGAGUCGAGCAUCGUCACGCCCAUGAGCCAGGAUUACGGUGCCAAGGCCGCCCAGAUCCAGGCCCAGGCCGAGGCUGCUCGCGCUGCCGAGGAGGGCGCCGAGGAGGCCGCUCCCGCCGAGGAAUAAAUACAAACGUUUGAGCAGUCGGUGCUGGGCUCCUCAACCUGAAGAAAAGAACGGUGACGGUGGAAAGGAAAAGAGAGAACGGAGUGCUGAGUUGGUGAGGGGAGGGUGGCACGGAAACGGAUGAAUUCUAACGAGAAAAAAAGAAGAAGAAGAAAAUGCAGUAUUUAUUUUUUUUUCUUCUUCUCGAGGGCAAGAGAGAUUCUUCGGCGUCUUUGAUGAUCAUCAUUUGCAUUGCAAGGGACCGGGGGGGAUAUUUUAACGGAUGCCUCUAUUUGUCGAUUCUAGGCUGGCUAAGAUAUGACUCUGCUACGGAGAAAGUCGUAGACUUGCAAAAACAGCAAUCGUCGCACGCAAA
This is a messenger RNA of Daldinia caldariorum, 1287 nucleotides long. RefSeq names its product ribosomal protein S3. The record is from RefSeq and is a predicted model, not a curated record. Lineage: Eukaryota; Fungi; Ascomycota; Sordariomycetes; Xylariales; Hypoxylaceae. Gene Ontology annotation, molecular function: RNA binding; structural constituent of ribosome. The coding region runs from base 153 to 932 and encodes 259 amino acids. The transcript is spliced from 2 exons. Gene Ontology annotation, cellular component: nucleus; cytosolic small ribosomal subunit. Gene Ontology annotation, biological process: translation.